AUGAACGUCGCUAUAACGGACCUGAUCUGCUCUGCCGCAUUAGGAUUUGUCAUGUCACGGUAUUUUAUUGAUCAGUAUGAAAAAAAAUCAAUAACUUUCAGAGUUGUUAUGAUUGGCGACAACCUGGCGUAUAUUUUUCAUGGCCCUUGCAAAUAUUUCGGUAACCUAACCUGCUUUUAUGGUAGCUUAUAAGUCAAAACCUCUUUAUUUAUAGCUUUUUUCAGGCCACGCCAUCAUGCUCCACGGAAUGGCUCAUUGUAUGAUGCUUACCGUAAUCUCCUUCGGCUAUCGUCUUUUCGUGCUGAGACACCCAUCGCCGACUAAGAAGAUGCUUUGGCUCACCAUAGCACUGUUUUACUUGCCCAGUUUUGCCAUGUUUGUAAGUUUUCUCGACCUCUUGGAAGUUCAAACAUAGAAACGUUGAAAUUUUUCAGUUAACCUUCAUCUCUGCUCUCGAAACAGACCCGAAGGUGAUUGAAGCUUUGAAAGAACAAAGGAAUAACGUUGAUUGGAAUAUCGUGCCUCAUGUCUUCUUACAGUCUUUUUUCACGAUUUCCAAUGGAGGUUUUGAAAAAUCCGAGACUUUUCCGAUUCCGAAAGUUACAGGAAGUGCAACAUAUCUGUUCCUCGUCGCGAUGGUCGGAUGUUUUGCGGUGAUAAUAAUGAGACGGAAAGCGCAUUUGAUUCUACAAAGAGUUGACAACUCUUUGAGUUCAAGUACAAAACGGGUUCACAAGACUUUGAUGAAGGUAAAAAAAAAUGAUGAUAAGAUGAUGAUUAAUACUCCCAGGCUCUCGCAAUACAAGCCUCACUUCCUUUUCUCAUGUACAUUGCCGACCUCAUCUUCACCGCCAUGCACUUCUUUCACAUCCAACAUUCAGCGGUGGAAAACUCAGUGUUUCUGCUUUUAAUGUUCCCGCCGGCCUUGUCACCAAUACUGUCUAUUUACUACGUUCAACCCUAUCGGUUUGUCAAAUUGAAAGAUCUGAAAUGAAAUAAAGAUGUGUUCAGAAUCGGAUUGAAAGAAUGGGUGACAAAGGUGAAAAAACAGAAGGUUCAAACUAUAAAUACUGUCAGUACCACGAGGCCGAGUAUCAGCAGGAGCCUCGCGAACUCCGAUCAUUGGAAUUGA
Caenorhabditis auriculariae is the source of this 1132-nucleotide messenger RNA. NCBI's taxonomy places the organism in Eukaryota, Metazoa, Nematoda, Chromadorea, Rhabditida, Rhabditidae. The record is from the annotation of a GenBank genome assembly.